Messenger RNA from Lagopus leucura (white-tailed ptarmigan), 2351 nucleotides. RefSeq names its product FMR1 autosomal homolog 1 (gene FXR1). Gene Ontology annotation, biological process: positive regulation of translation; negative regulation of translation; regulation of filopodium assembly. Lineage: Eukaryota; Metazoa; Chordata; Aves; Galliformes; Phasianidae. Gene Ontology annotation, cellular component: presynapse; nucleus; postsynaptic density. The record is from RefSeq and is a predicted model, not a curated record. Gene Ontology annotation, molecular function: protein homodimerization activity; translation regulator activity; mRNA 3'-UTR binding. The coding region runs from base 57 to 2090 and encodes 677 amino acids. The transcript has 17 exons.
CCCCCCCGUGGUGACAGUUUCUAGAAGCACGUCCCGCCGUCCUUUGCGCUCGCAACAUGGAGGAGCUGACGGUGGAAGUGCGCGGCUCCAAUGGGGCCUUCUACAAGGGAUUUAUCAAAGAUGUUCAUGAGGAUUCACUCACUGUUGUGUUUGAAAACAAUUGGCAGCCAGAGCGCCAAGUACCCUUUAAUGAAGUCAGAUUACCUCCACCUCCUGAUAUCAAGAAAGAAAUUGGUGAAGGAGAUGAAGUGGAGGUUUAUUCUAGAGCAAAUGAUCAAGAGCCUUGUGGCUGGUGGCUGGCAAAAGUUCGAAUGAUGAAAGGAGAGUUUUAUGUCAUUGAGUAUGCUGCUUGUGAUGCCACCUACAACGAAAUCGUGACUUACGAGAGGCUCCGACCUGUGAAUCAAAAUAAAACCGUCAAAAAGAACACGUUUUUCAAGUGCACAGUGGAUGUUCCUGAAGAUCUGAGAGAUGCAUGCGCUAAUGAAAAUGCACACAAAGAUUUCAAGAAAGCUGUGGGAGCGUGUAGAAUUUUCUAUCAUGCUGAAACAGCUCAGCUAAUAAUACUUUCUGCCAGUGAAGCAACAGUGAAGAGAGUGAACAUACUGAGUGACAUGCAUUUGCGCAGCAUUCGCACCAAACUUAUGCUUAUGUCAAGAAAUGAAGAAGCUACAAAACACUUAGAAUGCACAAAGCAGCUUGCAGCAGCAUUUCAUGAGGAAUUUGUAGUCAGAGAAGAUUUAAUGGGACUUGCUAUAGGAACCCACGGCAGUAACAUACAGCAAGCCAGGAAGGUUCCAGGAGUUACUGCAAUUGAACUUGAGGAGGACACCGGUACUUUCAGAAUCUAUGGCGAGACUGCCGAUGCAGUAAAAAAAGCCAGAAGUUUCUUGGAAUUUGUGGAGGACUUUAUUCAGGUUCCCAGGAAUCUUGUUGGAAAAGUUAUUGGAAAAAAUGGAAAAGUGAUUCAGGAGAUUGUAGACAAGUCUGGAGUCGUCAGGGUGAGGAUUGAAGGAGAUAAUGAAAAUAAACUGCCUCGUGAAGAUGGAAUGGUACCAUUUGUAUUUGUGGGUACUAAAGAAAGCAUUGGAAAUGUCCAGGUUCUUCUAGAAUACCACAUUGCGUAUCUGAAGGAGGUAGAACAACUAAGACUGGAAAGGCUCCAAAUCGAUGAACAACUGCGUCAGAUUGGUAUGGGUUUCAGACCUUCCUCUGCUAGAGUUCCCGAAAAAGAAAAGGGUUACACAACUGAUGAGAGCACCCUCUCCUCAGUGCAAGGUUCCAGAUCGUACAGCGGAAGAGGGAGAGGCCGCAGAGGCCCCAGUUACACAUCUGGUUACGGUACAAACUCUGAGCUCUCUAAUCCCUCUGAAACAGAAUCUGAGAGAAAAGAUGAACUUAGUGACUGGUCCCUGGCAGGAGAAGAUGACAGAGAAAGCAGACAUCAGCGUGACAAUAGACGACGUCCUGGAGGACGAGGACGCAGUGUGUCUGGAGGCCGUGGACGUGGCGGACCUCGUGGUGGCAAGUCAUCCAUUAGCUCUGUGCUUAAAGAUCCGGACAGCAACCCUUACAGCUUACUUGAUAAUACAGAGUCGGACCAGACUGUGGAUACUGAUGCCAGUGAAUCUCACCACAGUAGCAACCGUCGCAGGAGGUCACGCAGGCGAAGGACUGAUGAAGAUGCUGUUCUAAUGGAUGGAAUGACAGAGUCUGAUACAGCUUCUGUUAAUGAGAAUGGUUUAGAUGAUAGUGACAAAAAACCCCAGCGACGCAAUCGUAGCCGCAGGCGUCGCUUCAGGGGUCAGGCAGAAGAUAGACAGCCAGUAACAGUAGCUGAUUAUAUAUCACGAGCCGAAUCUCAGAGUAGACAGAGAAACCCUCCGAAGGAGACAUUAGCCAAAAGCAAGAAAGAAGCGACAAAAGACACGAUUGAUGAAAAUAGCCCUUCUGAAAAGGCAGUGAAUGGUCCUGCUACGCCUGCUGUGGAUGAGCCUUCUAAAUUACAGCACAGCCCUGACGAAAAGAAAGUUACUGUUCAGGAGGAGGGAAAUAAUCAGGAAGAAGCAGUGCUGAAUGGUGUUUCAUAAACUGAAGUUCCUAGUUUACAGUUCUUCUACAUUACAUUUAAAAUAGUGCUUGUAUAAGCUUGCCAAAGAUAGAAUAUGGAUCGCCAGUCUUGACACCGCACUUUCAGUUCCUCCAUUUUGGAAUACAGAAAGGGGAGGGAUCCUGAAGAAAUCAUAUGUUAAACAUACUUUGACACCUACUGUGUUAUAAAUAUAUCAUCAGAUGUGCCUUGAGAUAGUAUAUGUAACAUUUAAAUAAACAAAAUUGCUGGCUAUAGGAAA